AAAAGGAUCUAGGGAGGGCAGGGCACAAAGGCCCCCGUGGGCCGUGUCCUCUGGACUGGACCUCACAGACAGAGGCGCCCGUGUGACAGGAGAUGGACGGUUGGAUGUGGAGAAGUGAAGUGCUGUGUAGUUUCAGGCAAGGAAGGGAGGAAAAAGCAAAGAAAUGGCAGCUUUUCCCCCCACUUUUUCUCCUCCACCAAGUCAAGUCUGGACUGGAACGUGUUCAGAACAGGAAGAGCAGAGCAGAGCAGAGCAGGUGGUGGAGUUUGCAGACAUAAAGCCACUUUCCCUUCCACCCCACACUUUCUCUUUCAUUUACCCGACUCCCCCCAAAUUCAUGUUGAGGAACGUUUUGGUCCUUUAACUAGGUUUUUGCGACAUUCCAGUCCUACAAGGUAAAGUAAAUAUCAACGGACUCUGAUCCAUGGAGACUCGAGAGUAAGAAUUCUGAAAGAUCAUGUGAAAAUUGAAAUAUCAUUGUCA
Linum tenue is the source of this 483-nucleotide messenger RNA. NCBI's taxonomy places the organism in Eukaryota, Viridiplantae, Streptophyta, Magnoliopsida, Malpighiales, Linaceae. The record is from the annotation of a GenBank genome assembly.